Messenger RNA from Stegodyphus dumicola, 1938 nucleotides. RefSeq lists its product as uncharacterized. The record is from RefSeq and is a predicted model, not a curated record. Lineage: Eukaryota; Metazoa; Arthropoda; Arachnida; Araneae; Eresidae.
CUGUCGAAGAAUCCUUUACCUACUGAAUUACCAGAGAAGCGCAAAUUUAAACUGCCGAAGAUCGAACUAAAGAAAUUCAACGGCGAAGCAAAAGAAUUUUUGACGUUUUGGAGCCAGUUUUCGAAGAUCCAUGAAGAUCCGACGAUUCCAGAUGAAGAUAAAUUCCAGUACCUCCUGCAAGCAGUUGUUCCUCAGUCCAAAGCCGCACGGGUAGUGGAGAGCUUUCCGGCAACGGCGUCGAAUUAUCCGAAAGCAAUCGCCCAGCUUCGAGAGAGGUUUGGAAGAGAAGACUUACUUGUACAGAUAUACGUCAGAGAUCUUCUAAGCAUGGUUAUGCGUAAUGCAAGCAGUGGACGUGUGAAGACGGAUCUUCCCACUCUCUACGAUGAUUUAGAAACCAAGAUUAGAGCUUUAGAAAGUCUUGGAAGAACGCAAGAGAAGUAUGGUGAUUUCUUAACGCCUUUAGUUGAAUCCUGCCUGCCCGAAGAAGUAUUAAUUGCUUGGGAGAGAAACAGAAAUUUAAAAGAAGCACCUCAGCCUGAUGACCGAUGCCUUGAAAAUUUGAUGAAUUUUCUGAAACAAGAAGUGAAAGGAGAAGAGAUGGUCGUGUUAGCCCGCACUGGGUUUGAUGAAACUUUCUCCUUUCAAAUCGAAGCACUUUCCGAGAGCAAAAUUUGUGGCACAGUGCCAAAAGUGAACGAUAGUAAAAUUAUUAAUGAACUGAAAGAUAGAGGCGUCAGUUUGUCUGAUUUGGGUUCUUCUGAUCGUGAGAUUGAUCUGCUUUUGGGAGCGGAUAUUGUGGGCGCUUUAUUUACUAAUAAAUCUGUUCGGUUGGAGUCAGGGUUAUUUUUGAUUGACACUUGUUUGGGACAUGUGUUAACUGGGAAGCAUGAGUCAUUUGGAGAUAGCAAUGAUGAUACUGUUUUGAAUGCAAUUUCGUUGUAUGUUAGUAAUUAUUCGAUAAAAGAUUUGUGGUCUUUAGAAUCCAUAGACGGUAGAUAUGAACUUUGUUUACCUUUUAAAUCUGAUGUGGCCGAUUUGCCGACAAAUAAAGAUUUAACUUGGAAGCGGCAUAAAAGGAUGUGCCAGCGAGCACAAGAUAAAGCAUUUUUAGAAGAAUAUACUACGAUUUUCCGGGAAUGGGAAAAAUUGAAUAUAAUUGAAAAGGUAACUGAUAAUAUUGAGACGGGACAUUUUUUACCUCAUCGGCCAGUAAUUAAGGACAGUACCACUACAAAAAUCAGACCUGUCUUUGACGCGUCAGCCCGAGAAAGUGAUGUAACUGAUAUAGACACAGUAGACACCAAUCAUCUCAGGAAAAGAAUCAGAUUUCGUGCAAAAUUAAUGGAAGAUCUCCGAGUACGUUUUCGAAAGGAAUAUUUAGGACUACUUAUUCAGAAACGACAGCAAAAUUCACACUUUCCAAAUAUUCGAGUGAAUGACGUUGUGUUGAUAGGAGAUGAUAUCAAAAAGAGAUUGAAUUGGCCUUUAGCCAGGGUUACGGAACUGAUUCCAGGAAAGGACGGUAAAGUGAGAACAGUUAGAUUAAGAACGCAAACUAACAAUUUAGUACGUCCGAUACAACGAGUGUUUCCCCUAGAAAUCCAAGAUGAUGAUUUGUCAGGUUCAUGUCAUCCAAGUGAUCCUCAAAAACAUCAAUCUGCUGUAAAGUCUUCAGAUUCUCAUCGUGGAGACGACAUGAGUACCUCUCAUCAUUCAGAAAUUUCUGGGUCACCCCGAUCUCCGGACCCAACUGAUGUUUCCGAUAAUGGCACUUUGACAGCUCAAAGGUAUGCAGAUGAGAUCUUGAGACCCCACAUCAUUCCUUACCCUGCAGCCAUUGGUAAUUCCUUUCUGCUAAUACAGGAUAAUGCCAGAUCUUGUACAGCUCGUCUUGUGGAGAACUUUCUUGAAGCUGAAACGAUACAGUGUAUGUAG